Messenger RNA from Haliotis rufescens (red abalone), 846 nucleotides. RefSeq names its product BTB and MATH domain-containing protein 36-like. Bases 55 to 846 code for a protein of 263 amino acids. Gene Ontology annotation, molecular function: protein binding. The transcript is spliced from 2 exons. NCBI's taxonomy places the organism in Eukaryota, Metazoa, Mollusca, Gastropoda, Lepetellida, Haliotidae. The record is from RefSeq and is a predicted model, not a curated record.
CGGAGGGCCACCCUGUCGAAGAGACACAAGGUAGACGACAGAACACACACGGCCAUGGAAAAGUCAAUGAACAUGUUUUCCGAGGCAUGCCUAACCAGUGAUGUGGCGCUUGUAGUCGAGGGUAAAAAGCUGCACGUGAACAAAACAGUACUUUCGAUUGCAUCUCCAGUCUUUGAAAAAAUGUUCUUUGGGGAAUUCAAAGAGAAAACCUUAUUAGAAGUUCCGCUACCCGAGAAGACAUACGACGACAUGGUAGAGCUGCUUCUGUGCAUUUACCCAUCGACCACCAAUCCGAUCACAGCAGACAACAUUGACGCACUACUUCCAUUAGCGGAGGAAUACCUUAUGACGUCACUAAAACAACGCUGUCGCACGUUUGUCACAACCUACCUGAAACUAAACGUGAAAACUCUAUCUAAGUCUCAGCUGGUACAUUUCAUGCAUCUAGCAGACAAAUAUGACUUUAAUGAUGUUCUUGAGGAUUGUCUGACCCAGGCUGUGUACAUUGAAUACAGUGAUGUCAAUGGGCUACAACACCAGGAGGGGUUCCAAGAUCUCUGCGACAAGACAGCUGUCCAGUUCUUUAAGCGACGAUUGGUGUUGGUGGAGGGACUUGUCAGACCGGUUUUGGAGAGCUCCACCACUGCUUCCGGGAACCUCCAAGAAGACUUCCAGACUAUCAUCAGCGGCAAGUGUAACGAGUUCUCCCACCGCCAUGCAAGGCACGAAUGUCGAGAAUGUAAGGCUGUGUGUUGCGGGCGAUGUCGGAAGCUCGGCACUGAAGCGAUGGAAGAUUUAGCUCACGUUAUCAAGAAUAUGCUGCCUGCUUUCAAAGAGUCUGAAUAG